Molecule: messenger RNA, 596 nt
Organism: Zea mays
Lineage: Eukaryota; Viridiplantae; Streptophyta; Magnoliopsida; Poales; Poaceae
Product: DNA repair protein RAD16-like
Exons: 4
Coding region: 5-292 (95 amino acids)
Biological process (GO): nucleotide-excision repair
Cellular component (GO): nucleus
Molecular function (GO): ATP-dependent activity, acting on DNA
Source: RefSeq, a predicted model, not a curated record
CCUGAUGAGCUUAAAAGCUGGAGGAGUCGCGCUGAAUCUCACUGUAGCAUCUCAUGUGUUCCUGAUGGACCCUUGGUGGAAUCCAGCGGUCGAGAACCAAGCACAGGACCGUAUCCACCGAAUUGGGCAGUUCAAGCCAAUCAAGAGCACUAGGUUUGUGAUAAAGGACACGGUUGAAGAGCGCAUACUGCAACUGCAACAGAAGAAGCAGCUGGUGUUUGAAGGCACCGUGGGGGACUCGUCGGAUGCCAUGUCGAAGCUUACAGAGGCGGACCUCAAGUUUCUGUUCUAGAUCUAAAUGCUGACGUAGUUAAGCAUGAGUAGGGAGGGCAGGCUAUGCUAGGACUAGGAGCACUGACUUGUUGGAAGUUGGAACCCUGACGCUGCCGCUGCCAUAUCACCAGUAUGGAUGGGGUCGGCGGUGUGUAGAUCGACUGCUGAUGUGCUUGUUAGAACUGAUGUACCAAUUCUUUUAAUCAAAAAUAGAUAAACUUGUGGCAAGCGUCAUUGCGUCAGGAAGUUGACCUCCUGAAGUUAUUUGAUAUUGUAUACUGAUAAGUGAUAAACUAGAUUAUGUAGUUUCUAUGAUUUUUAUC